AUGCAUAAAUUUUGCGGUAACGUUAACAUACCAUAUCGCCCGCCGUGUAAUGACGGGAUUUCGUCAAACCAAAAUCCCGCGCAGUGCACUUGACCCCUUAUUUGUUAAGCCAUCGCCUACUUUUUAACGGAACGGUCAACUAUACACACACUUGCGUUUAAUAGAGAGAGAAAACAGUAUAAGAUAGAGAGCGCGCGAAGGGGAGGGAAGACUGUUAACGGAGAUGAAUUACUAGCCCUUCGAUCAUCCGAGAUAUCGCUGAUCGCAGCCAAUUCCUACAGUGGAUUACCGCAGAUGACGCUCAAAGGCUCCCAAUUUUUCCUCAAUUUUGAGCCUCAGAGGGAUGCCUAUGGAUUUACUGUGACAUCAAAACACCUCCAUAGGUUUCAAGAAUACGCUGAUAUUUAUAAGGAAGAAGAAGAGGAGAGGUUACAGAAAUGGAAGGGCUUUCUUGAACAAGCAAAUUCUACUCAAUCUCAUCUUUCCAACAAGGAGAUCAAGUGUGUGGUUUCUGAGGUGACAAAUCAUCAAAGUGACCCUGAUCAUGAGGCAAGUGGAAGGGAUGAUUUAAGUGAAACGAACUCAGUGAAUUCUGAACUUACAAAGCAGCAAACUGAGCCUACUCAGGAGUUGACCGUAGAAGGGUAUGAUUCAGGUGAACAAAAGCCUGUAGGUUCUGAAGUUACAAAGCAGAAAUCGAUUCAGGAGGUGAGUGGUGAAGGGGAUGACUCAAGAGUACAGAAAUCUAAUUCUGACACUACGAUAGAAAGCAAUCCAAUUAAAGAGACCUCAGUUACCCUACAAAUAAAAUCUCGUGAGGCGAAGACAUGGGUUAAAAUUAAUCCAUCUCUAGAUGUCAUUGAUAAUAUGAUGAGUUUUCGUGUAAGGAGAAGAAACAUGGGCAGUGAAAAUAUAAUCUCUACCCACAAUCAGCUUCCAUCAAUAGAUGAGGCAAGAUUAUCAGAAGUGGAAUCUGAAGAGGACGGAGAGGAGAAAUUUUAUGACAAUGAGAUAGCUGAUGACAGUGCAGAUGCCUCUGCUGAAGGAAGUAGUGCCAGCAAUGAAAUUUCCCCAGAACCAGUAUUCCCUUGGAAGGAAGAAUUAGAGUUUCUCGUUCGUGGUGGAGUACCAGGGGACCUUAGAGGAGAGGUGUGGCAAGCCUUCGUUGGUGUUAGAACACGCCGGGUGGAGGGAUAUUAUCAGGAUUUGUUGGCUGUAGAUUUUGAUGCUAGUGAUGGUAAAGAGCACAAGGAAUUACUGUCGGGUGAUGAUAACAAGCACUGCAGCAGGAAGGGCGUUGAUUUGUCAGAAAAAUGGAAAAAGCAAAUUGAGAAGGAUUUGCACCGAACAUUUCCAGGACAUCCUGCACUGAAUGAAAAUGGUCGAAAUUCACUAAGGCGUGUACUUCUGGCAUAUGCGCGACACAACCCAUCUGUUGGGUAUUGCCAGGGAAUGAAUUUUUUUGCUGGCUUAUUACUUCUCAUGAUGCCAGAAGAAAAUGCCUUUUGGACUUUGGUGGGUAUUAUUGAUGACUAUUUUGAUGGUUACUUUUCACUGGAAAUGAUAGAAUCCCAGGUUGACCAGCUUGUUUUUGAGGAGUUGAUGCAUAAAACAUUUCCUAAACUUGGUAUCUCUAUGAUCUUAUAUUUCCCUUUUCUUUUUCCGACAAAUUUGUGUCAAAUAUUAGAAGUUUCUCAUUGCUUCUAUGAUGCUGCAGUCAAUCAUCUCAACUAUUUGGGAGUACAGGUGACAUUGAUAAUUGGACCUUGGUUCCUCUCAAUCUUUGUAAAUAUUCUUCCAUGGGAAAGUGUUCUUCGAGUUUGGGAUGUGAUAUUGUUUGAAGGGAAUCGCGUCAUGCUAUUUCGAACUGCUCUUGCUUUGAUGGAUUUAUAUGGUCCUGCUGUAGUUACUUCUAAGGAUGCUGGAGAUGCUAUCACUUUGUUGCAAUCACUCACUGCGUCCACAUUUGAUAGCAGCCAACUUGUGUUGACUGCUUGCAUGGGGUUCUUGACCAUUACUGAAGAUAGACUGCAAGGACUGAGAGAGAAGCAUCGACCAUCCGUAGUUGCAGCAAUUGAGGAAAGAGCAAAAGGGGGUCGAGUUUCUAAAGAUCCUAAAGGUCUUGCAAAUAAGCUGUAUAGCUUCAAGCAUGCACCUGAAUCAUUGGUAAAAGAAGGCAUGAUGGAAGCAGGAUCAGACAACAAGCUAAUGUCUGGUAAAGUAUCAGAUACAGAGUCUCAUUCUACAAACAUGGAUGAAUUUCUUAACAGCAGAACCAUUAAUACUGAAGUAGAUUCUCUUCCAGACCUUAAAGAUCAGGUGGUUUGGUUGAAGGUCGAGCUGUGUAGUUUGCUGGAGGAGAAGAGAUCUGCUACACUCAGGGCAGAAGAAUUGGAGGCUGCCCUUAUGGAGAUGGUCAAGCAAGAUAAUAGAAGGGAAUUGAGUGCAAGGGUUGAGCAGUUGGAGCUAGAGAUUGCUGAACUACGGCAAACCCUGGCUGAUAAGAAAGAACAGGAGAAUGCUAUGCUUCAGGUUCUGCUGCGGGUUGAGCAAGAACAGAAGGUCGCUGAAGAUGCUCGACUGUUUGCAGAACAAGAUGCAGCUGCUCAGAGUUAUGCAGUAAAUGUUCUUCAGGAGAAGUAUGAAAAAGUUGCGACUUCACUUGCUCAAAUGGAAAAGAGGGCUGUUAUGGCUGAGUCAAUGCUAGAAGCUACAUUGCAAUAUGAAACAGGGCAAAAUAAAGCAUCGUCAUCCCCACGGCCUGGAGUUGGAAAUGUAGAAUCUCCACAUAAUAUGCCAACAAGAACUGGGCUACUCUCAUUUGGCCUUGGUUGGCGUGACAGGAACAAGGGGAAGACAAGUAAUGCUGUGGUUUCUAGUGAAAGCAAAACUGUGAAUGAGGGAUCAGAUGCAAGCAGAGCGCAAAGUCAUACUAAUGGACAUCAAGAAUAGGGGAAAAACGUACUCAAUGUUAAACGCCGAUGGUAGAAGAAUCGCUUGCCUUUUUUUUGCUCUUGGGUUCAUCACGUUCUGCCUCCAAACCUUUGCUUCCAACCUCAAAUUCAUCAUCAGGAGUUUGAGACGCUAAUAUUGAACGCUCCAGAUGUGAUCAUAUCACCUGAUGAUGGAACUCUGGUGGGAUUAGUUGAUUGGACUAAUGAUUCUGUGUCAUUCCAAUUAUCAAGUCCACUACAUGACAUUCAUUUCUCUCAUUCAGUUGGUUACUCUUCAAGGGAUUUUUUGUUUCAUUACGAGUAGCAUCUGAUGCAAAUCCAUGCCCUUGUCCAUCUGAUGGGGAUGUGCUUAAAGACCGCGAUUUUGGAUGGUUAUCCAAUUUCGGCAAUCUGAUCGUUUACUGUUCUUUCAACCUUCUUUUUCACUGGAUAAUCAAGAUUCGUCAAAAGGGAAAUCUUCAUUUCAAAACUUGCCCAGAUGCAGAAGAAUGUGAAUAUUUUGCAGAUAAAUAAAAGCCCAAAGAGCGCAGCAAAAUGUUGGGUUCUCUGGGUAGGGUAAAAUUUCCUAAUUUAUGGAAGAAUACAACAGCUAAGAAGGAAAAAUGAAAAUUUUUACUUGUGUAAGUUGUGUUUGAUUUGAAAAUAUAGAUCAAUAAUUUUGUUGAUAUUAAUUAUGGUAUUUGGGAUUUGCAUUAAACCAGAUUAGUUGUAAUUUGCUGAUCAAGCUCACUGUUAAGUGUACUAUCAUAGGUCAUAUUGAGUAGUAAGAAUGGACCGUGCUAAAAUAAGUUUACAUCAAUUUCCUUAUUAUGAUUA
Olea europaea var. sylvestris is the source of this 3770-nucleotide messenger RNA. Its product is annotated as ecotropic viral integration site 5 protein homolog. The transcript has 18 exons. The record is from RefSeq and is a predicted model, not a curated record. The coding region runs from base 295 to 2952 and encodes 885 amino acids. NCBI's taxonomy places the organism in Eukaryota, Viridiplantae, Streptophyta, Magnoliopsida, Lamiales, Oleaceae.